This is a messenger RNA of Prorocentrum cordatum, 2769 nucleotides long. The record is from the annotation of a GenBank genome assembly. Lineage: Eukaryota; Dinophyceae; Prorocentrales; Prorocentraceae.
AUGAGCAGCCAGACCACCCUGAAGGGCGAGCACUACACUAUGUACGUGUUCCCUGGUGUUGGGCCCUGCCGCGCUCGAGGCAAUCAGAUCUGGGUCCGGCACCAUCUGGCCAAGUCGGUUUCCUUCGUCACGCAGGUAACUGACCGUGUCCACGCACUUUCGCAUGCUUUUCAGGCAUCGGCCAAGCAUCGGCGACUUGUUUUUGUCAACGUGCACGCGCCUACGCAGCAGGCGCCACCAGAGGAAAGGGAGAACUUCUUCGCCAGCCUGGAGGACCUCAUUGCAUCGCAGUCAGCAGGGGUUGAUUAUGUGAUCGCGGGUGACUUCAAUGCAUGGCUUGGCCCUUUCGCUUCACCAGGCGUGGGGGCUUCUUCACGUGACCAGGAGAGCGAGUCGGGCACGCGCCUGCGCGAGACAGUGGCCGAGUUCCACAUGGAUGUGGUCAGCACGACGAGGCAGGACUACCGACCGACAUGGCAGGCGACUUCUGGGCACCAGCACCGCAUCGACUAUCUUAUAGUGUCUAAGGGUCUUGCUCCCACCGCCAGGGACGUGCACACGCACUUGGAGAUGGACAUGAGUUUUGCCACCUCCGUUGACCACUGGCCGGUCAGCGCUUCCCUGGUCGUCAACAAGCGGUACCGGCCCCGUGAAGCAAAGACCCCAAAGAUUUGCAGAGCCAAGCUGAAAGAUCCACAUCUGCAACUCGCACUGCAGCAGCGGCUUUGGGAUCAGAAUGUCGCGUUGCGGGGCCGCCCGCACGAGAAAUUGCAGCAGCUGAACCUGGCCAUGACGGAGCUGGUACAGGACAUCUUUGCAGCAGAUGGUGACGCACCUCGCAAGCAUUGGAUUAGCCAGCACGCGUGGCAGCUCAUGCAGCGCGCAUGGACAUUGAAGGAUGCCCUGCGCGACGCUCGCUGGCACUGCCGGAGUGCGCGCCUGCGUGCGUGCUUCUCUGCCUGGAGAUUGCGCAGCGCGUCGAAUGCACCACGGGACGACGAGCGCCGUUAUGGACUACAUUACGCCCAGCUUCACAGCGCUCGAGUUGCGGAAGCCCGAUCACUGCAUCAGUUGCGACUCGCCCAAGCCGAGAAGGCCAAAGCGCUGGUCGCUGAUCGCGAGCACCAGUGGACUACCCUGGCUUGCGAGGCCGACCAGGCGGCAGCAGCCGGUGACCUCCGCAAGACCUACUCGAUCGUUCGUCGACUCGGAGGUUUCUCUCCGUCCACGUUGCCAGGCACUCGCUUGGCCAACGGUGAGUUCGCAGUCUCUGAGGCGCAGGCAAAGGAGCGGCGGGAGACCUUCUUCGCAGAGCUCCUAAUUGGCGAGCUGCAGCAAGACGUCCCGCAGCCUUCGCCUCCUCCGCUGCCCGAUCCGCAACUUGUUCGUGACGCCUUCGCUGAGGUGGGCAACGUGCGUUAUAGAGUGAGCCAACUCCUUCAGACCAUCAAGGACAACAAGGCGGUAGGCCCCGACGGCCUGCCGAUAGAGGUGUGGAAGGCUGCCGGCGACCUCGCAGCCGACUACAUAGCAGAGAUCAUCGAAGACGUCAUCCAGACGAAUGACGUCCCAGUGGCAUGGCGCGGAGGACGGUUAGGCAAACUUUUCAAAGGAAAGGGCGACACGGCAGAGUGCGACAUGUACCGUGGGCUCCUGGUGGGCGAUCACACUUCGAAAAUCUUCACAGGUGUCCUGUACCCUUCCGUUCAGCGCCGAGUGGAGGAAGCGCUACCUCCGCAGCAGUGCGGUGGGGUGGCGUGUUCUGGGGCCAACCGUGGCCACCACGUCGUGUCGAGCUUCGUCGAGAGGACCGCCAUCGAGAAGAGGCCGUCGGCCAUUUUGUUCCUUGACCUCACGAAGGCGUUCGACAAGCUUGUACGCGAAAUGGCCUUCCACCUUGUAGCCGGCUCCACCACCGAGGCGGACCUGGCCGCGCAACUAGAGCACGUGGCCAACCUGCACAAAGACACAUGGUUCGCACUCUCCCCAGAGGGCAAGGUCAUCCGGACGACGAGGGGAUCCCGCCAAGGCUGCCGCUUCGGCGCCUUGAUCUUCAAUAUUGUGUAUAGCGUGGCCUUGGGAGAGCUUCGAGCAGCGCUUGACAAGAUCAACCUCACAUUCGCUGCGGAAUGCGAGCCCGGCGGCCCGCCAUGGGCCCACCAGCCCGGCGCCUUCCCAACGCACACCGUGCCUGUUGGGGAGGUCACGUACGUCGACGACGAGGCAGUGCUGAUCGUGGGCGAGGACAACGCGAGCCUCAACCGCAACGUCGCCCUGGUGGCCGAAGCGGCGCACACCACCAUGGAGAAGCACGGCAUGCAGCUGAAUUGGAAGCCUGGCAAGUCAGAGGCCCUCAUCAUGUGGAGGGGCAAAGGCGCCCGGGCCGCUAAGGCAGAGGCGAUGAUCGGCGAGCGCCCUGCUUUGACCGUGCUUGGGAUCCCAAGCAUCGAGUGUUCCGUUGUGAGCGAAUACAAGCACCUAGGAUCCAUGCAGUCCGGUGUCGCGUCCUCUGCCCUGGACAUACGUGCGCGCCUGCGGAAAGCAUCCGCGGUGUACCAUAGCUUGGUGCGGAAAGUCUUCGCAGCGCAACACAUGAGCGUGCAGCUCAGGCUGCGACUUUUCCAGUCUCUCGUCCUUUCAGUGCUAUUCUACAAUUCUGAGCUGUGGACGCCUUCGCGCACUCACAUACAGUGGUUGCACACAUUUUACUUGCGCGCCGUGCGCAGGCGAUUCCCAGGCUCGCGCUGCCACCAGCCCGGCGCGACCUAG